Aspergillus candidus is the source of this 1355-nucleotide messenger RNA. Its product is annotated as ADP-ribosylation factor family protein. The coding region runs from base 292 to 840 and encodes 182 amino acids. Gene Ontology annotation, molecular function: GTP binding; GTPase activity. The record is from RefSeq and is a predicted model, not a curated record. The transcript is spliced from 5 exons. Gene Ontology annotation, cellular component: Golgi apparatus; cytoplasm. Gene Ontology annotation, biological process: vesicle-mediated transport; intracellular protein transport. NCBI's taxonomy places the organism in Eukaryota, Fungi, Ascomycota, Eurotiomycetes, Eurotiales, Aspergillaceae.
UUUAGUCAGCUCCCUAGGUUGGACGUUGGUUAAUUAUUGAUUGAUCUGUCUUGUCGAGACCGGGAUUCCUAUUGAUUACCUCUGAUCUUUCUUAUUGACGACCCAAGCACUCUUGUGCUGAUACCAGAUAACUGACUCUCAGAUUUAUCAGCAUACACCGAGACCUGCCACCCUGUUUUCUGUUUCUAAACGUCUCAGCCUAGGCAUCCCGCACUCCCUCCCGUCGUUCAUCGCCAGGGCCGCCACUCACAAGACCAAACUACCUUCGUUUCUACCACCGCAAGACUAAACAUGGGAGGCUCAUUGUCGCGCCUGCUUUCCUUUUUCUGGACUAAAAAGGAGAUUCGGAUUCUGAUCCUUGGUCUUGAUAAUGCCGGAAAAACGACCCUCCUUUAUCGGUUGAAGAUUGGCGAAGUUGUCACCACUAUUCCGACUAUUGGCUUCAAUGUCGAGUCUGUCAGUUAUCGGAACCUGAAUUUCAAUGUUUGGGACCUCGGUGGCCAGACUUCCAUCCGACCCUACUGGCGGUGCUACUACGCCAACACCGCUGCUGUCAUAUUCGUUAUCGACUCUACGGACAUUGAGCGACUGGGUACAGCUGCCGACGAGCUUGCGGCUAUGCUGAACGAGGAGGAACUCCACGACGCGGCUUUGCUGGUAUUCGCCAAUAAACAAGAUCAACCUGGCGCCAAGGGUGCUGGCGAGAUCUCGGAGGCCUUGAAGUUGGGCGAGUUGCGAGAUAGAAAUUGGAGUAUUGUCGCAUGCUCUGCCAUUGACGGCAAGGGUCUAAAUGAAGGCAUGGAUUGGUUGGUGCAAACUCUUCAAUCAGAAAACGCAUAAACGCUGGCGUCUUUGUGUCAUGCUAUAGAACCCCUUUUUGAUAUACUGCGCAACUCACUUCCACCGAGGUCCUGGGCAUGCAUUCUUCCACCGCCUGAGAUACCUCUUUUUCUCUUCCUUUACAAUUCGGACGCUGUCGCGCCAGACAGAGUCAUGUCAUUUAUACUGUAUACCUUUUGAUUCCUGGGUUUUGAGACUAGCAUAAUUUUUUAAUUGAUUCGAUGAUGAUGUCCAGCUUCUUGACUCGGUAUGGCAUGGGGAUCUGGGGAAUGGUGAUUUGGCAGAAACUUCUUGAGCCGAAUGUGUUGUGGUUCACCUCUUGCAUUGUUCGAGCGCAUCCGGGAUUGAGUAUCAUGGUCUUCUUUGCUAUCUACUUUUUCAUCCGGGGAGCUGCUUCUUGUUCGGGGUGCAGGAUUGUCAUACCCUUUCUGACACGAUUGCCAUGGCUGAUUUGUAAAUUGAAGAAUACCAGCCAUGGACUUCAUAUACAGGUCAAGCUACACAGAUCAAAUGAG